UGCCCGGAACAUUUACAACUAACUGCAGCUUCGUUUCGUAAAUGUCCAACUAAUUUUAAAAAAUAUUUCGAAAGAUUCAGUUGUAUUCGAGCAGGCAACGCGGACGGUUCGUCUCUCCGUGCGUUAUACGAUUCAAAGUAAACAUUGGUUCCAUUAGUUCACAGUAGUUGCGCGUGCGCCGUGUGAAUUUCGCAAUCAUUGGAAAUAUAUUUUAUUGAAUGCAAGACAAUGUUUUAGUGCAUCCAUAAUAAUAAUAAAGUGAAGAGAACUACUACUAAAGAUAAACUUGCCCAUUGAAACACCCUGGGAUUAGUUUCAAUAUCGUGUGCAAAAAAAUAAAACUUUGAAAAUUAACUAUAAAUCACAAACACAAUGGUUCGCAGCCUAGCCCAGUGGACCAAAACGUUGAGUUUUCCCUCACGUUUGUCGCCCAAUCGCAAUUCCAAGGAUUGCUCCACUCUGGCCAGUCCAGUGCCUCCGCCGACACCACCACGUAAUAAGACCCACAAUAAUUGUGCCACUUCGCGUUCAUCCUCAUCAACGGUAUCCUCGUCGCAUUCCUCGUCGGCGAAUUCAAAUAGUUCACCAACGCCAGGAAGUAACAACAACAACAACAACAUGCCCAUAACGGAACUGGAACAGAUUAUCUAUCCUGGUCCCGAUCCCAAACAGGCCAUAAUGGGCUCUCUGGUCUUUUGCAUUCAUCACAAACAGGGCUGCAAGUGGUCCGAUGAGCUGAGAAAGCUCAAGGGUCAUCUCAAUGCUUGCAAACACGAUGCCACCCAGUGUCCAAACAAGUGUGGAGCCCAGAUUCCACGGGUCAUGAUGACCGAUCACUUGCAGUACACCUGCACGAUGCGUCGCACUCGUUGCGAGUUCUGCCAGAGUGAAUUCUCGGGCGCUGGUCUGGAGGAGCACAACGGCAGCUGCGGUCAGGAGCCGGUGUACUGUGAGGCCAAGUGUGGCCAGCGGAUUCUACGUGGUCGCAUGAGUCUACACAAAUCGAAGGAUUGUGCCAAGCGCUUGCGUCGCUGUGCCCAUUGCCAGCGCGAAUUCUCGGCCGAUACUUUGCCCCUGCACGCGGCUCAAUGCCCCAGAGCUCCUUUGGCCUGUCCACAGCGUUGCGAUGCUGGUCCCAUUGCUCGUGCUGAACUGGAGGCCCAUUUACGCGAUGAGUGCACAUCGCUGGCAGUGUCCUGUAGCUUCAAGGAGGCAGGAUGCCGUUUCAAGGGACCUCGCCAAAUGCUCGAUGCCCACUUGGAGAGCAGUGCAGCAGCUCAUCUCUCGUUGAUGGUUGCCCUUAGCUCGCGACAGGGUCAACAAAUACAAAUGCUCAAAUCGGCCGUCUCUAAGUUGUCCAUAAACUAUACCGGCACCUUGCUGUGGAAGAUCACCGAUUGGUCAGCCAAAAUGUCUGAGGCACGCGGCAAGGAUGGCCUAGAGCUGAUAUCACCACCAUUCUACACCUCCCAGUAUGGCUACAAGUUGCAAGCUUCGAUGUUCCUCAAUGGCAAUGGACCCGGCGAGAAUACCCAUGUUUCGGUCUACAUCAAAGUGCUGCCCGGAGAGUAUGAUGCCCUGCUCAAAUGGCCCUUCUCCCACUCCAUUACCUUCACGCUGUUCGAGCAGGGGGCACAGAGCGGCCAAGGCGGUGUGGCUGAGUCAUUUGUGCCGGACCCCACUUGGGAGAACUUCCAGCGACCCUCCAAUGAACCCGAUCAACUGGGCUUUGGCUUUCCGCGCUUCAUUUCGCAUGAGUUGCUGCACAGUCGACCCUUCAUCAAGGCGGACACAGUAUUUCUGCGCGUCAAAGUUGAUCCCAGCAAAAUUGUGGCCGUCUAGGAUCCCAAUUGAAUAUAGUAUAUAGUUAGCUUUUAAACAUUUACUCAACUUCUGUAAAUACUGUGUAUUUAAAUUUAUGAGUAAAUCUCCCCUUUCCUUCCCCCACCCCUGCGUCCACAUCGUGUAUAGCUUCGUCAUUCGGCCUUGGCUUCGGGCGUUGUUGGUCUUUAAUUGCCAACUGGCCAUGGAAUGCUGCCCAGCUGAUUGUCAUAGUCAUCUAGAGCUUCAGUUUCAGUUAAAACCAAAGCAUAAUUACAUAUUAACAAUAAUAAAAAAAACCUACACAUACAUACAUACAGCAUUUACCCCAUAUAUACACAUACAUAUAGAAUAGUACAGACAUUAGUUUGUGUCUUAAGUCUUUUGUCUUAGAGAUUUUUGUAUUUUUUUUGCGCAAAACACUUUCAAAAGAUCUUCAAAUUGUGUUAAACAAUAUAACAAAUAAACAAUUUUGUAUUAAUUCUAAGAGUUGCUUGUACAUAGGCAUAUAACCCACACCAGAUCAGACGUACAUAUAUGUAGUAUAUGUAGAAUGUAGACCUAGUUACAUACUUACACACAUAGUACGAGUAUGUUUAGCAUCUAAGCGAACGCAUUUAGUCAUUAGUAACCCGAGCUUAAGUGAGAGAGUAAACAAAGAAAAAUGAAAUAAUAAUAAUAACAAUAAUGAGAAACACGUUCAAUAUAGUCAAUAUAAGUUAAGCUACGAAGUCAUAAAACAUCUAUAAAUAAAUUUUAAAAU
This is a messenger RNA of Drosophila willistoni, 2584 nucleotides long. It is a transcript of the gene Traf4, whose product is annotated as TNF receptor-associated factor 4. Gene Ontology annotation, cellular component: plasma membrane signaling receptor complex. Lineage: Eukaryota; Metazoa; Arthropoda; Insecta; Diptera; Drosophilidae. The record is from RefSeq and is a predicted model, not a curated record. Gene Ontology annotation, molecular function: zinc ion binding; protein binding. Bases 373 to 1842 code for a protein of 489 amino acids. The transcript is spliced from 2 exons. Gene Ontology annotation, biological process: positive regulation of JNK cascade; tumor necrosis factor-mediated signaling pathway; regulation of apoptotic process.